Elaeis guineensis (African oil palm) is the source of this 2390-nucleotide messenger RNA. RefSeq names its product probable membrane-associated kinase regulator 2. Lineage: Eukaryota; Viridiplantae; Streptophyta; Magnoliopsida; Arecales; Arecaceae. Gene Ontology annotation, cellular component: plasma membrane. The record is from RefSeq and is a predicted model, not a curated record.
UGCAGAGGCUGCACUAACCGCUGCCUUCUGACCCCUCACACGGUCUUUGCAGCGUUUCUGCUCCCCAAACCUGCUCUCCUCCCCUUCCCGCUCUCUUCCUUCUCUCUCUUUUUUAAUCCCCACCCCCCCAUCUCUCCUCUCCACCCUUCUUCCCUCUUUCUAAAACGUAGUAAAAAAAGAGAGAGACGAGAGAGCGCUUAAGAGUGAAGGAAAAGUAGCUGAGAGCGCUGCCCUGCCUCUGGCUAUCCCAACCAUGGAAUCAUUCAGCUUGCUCAAGUACUGGAGGGGCGGUGGCGGAGCGGCUCUGGCUGCAGCAGCCGCCACGGCCGCCUCUAGCAUCCGCUCCACCGCCACCAGCACCACUACCACCAUCGCCACCUCUGUCCUCGACCCGUCGGCCGAGACCGACGACGAGGACGGCGGCGAUGUCAGCGACGAUGGUCCCUUCUUCGAUCUCGAGUUUGCCCUGCCGGAGGAGGACGGCGAGGGGGAGGAGGACGACGAUGGAGAAGAGAAGGAUGGUUAUGCGGCGGCGAUGGAGGCGGAGUCGGACGAUAACGAGGAGAGGGAGUUUAAUUUCAUGGUGUCUUCGGAGGGGAGCUGCGGCGGCGACCUUCGGUCCGAUCCCCUUUCUCCUUCCGACGAUCUCUUCUUUAAAGGGAAGCUCCUGCCUCUGGAGCCAUCCUCGAUCGUGAUCACCUCGUCCGAGGCCGAUCCCAGGCCUCAGUUCGCUGUUUCCCUUCUCAAGUCCGCGACCAAGUUCCGGGUCUUCAUGUUGGGUCUUCGGAAGGCAAAAUCCAUCCCGGCGGAGACCAAAGGGGUUCCCGCUGCCCCGACAACGGCUGCGGCCGCGGAGUCUCCGAAGCAGCCAUCUCAGCCGCAGCAGAGCAAGUUCUUCAUCAAAUUUAAGGUGGAGGAGGUACCGAUCAUCUCGCUCUUCACCCGCGAUAAUGGCUCCCGGAACUCUAGAGGCAGUAAGGCAGCAAAACCCCAGGUGGAGGACACCGCAGCAACGCCGUCCUCGGCAGCAGCGGAGGACACCGCAGCAACGCCGUCCUCGGCAGCGGCGGAGGAGAAGAAGUUCUCCAAGGAAGUGGUGCAGAAGUACCUUAACAAAAUCAAGCCGCUCUAUGUUAGAGUUUCGAAGAGGUACGCCCAGAAGCUGAGGUUCUCCGGUCAGCUGACACCCGGCGAGGCGGCGGCGAAGGCUGGGCCCAGCGAAGGCGAGGAGACGGACGUGGAGGCGGAAGCGGCCGCGCCGCCGCCUGCGGCAGCGGCAACGGAGACGGCAACAGGGACGGCGAGCGGCGUUAAGUGCCAGAAAGUCAACGUGCCGACGGGGCUGAAGGUGGUGUGCAAGCGGCUGGGGAAGAGCCGGUCGGCUUCGGCUGCCGUCGCCGCGGUGCCGUCACCGCCGCCGCAGAGGCGGGACGACUCGCUGCUCCAGCAGCAGGACGGGAUCCAGAGCGCCAUCGCGCAUUGCAAGAAAUCGUUCAACGCGGCCAAAGGGUCCGAGUCGUCUUUGGUGCGAUCCAAGAGCGAUCCAUGCGAUGGGAGGUCCGAUAAUGGCGACUGCGUUUGAUGAUUUGAUCCUCAUCGUUGGAGUUUUGAUACAGGACGUGAGAAAAAAAUAGAUGUCUUUAGUUCUAUGGUCGAAGUAUGCGGUUAUCGGGAGAGCGAGCGGCGAAAGGUGUCUUUUAGCCGCGGUGAAGUCGUGUGCCUCUUUCUUUUUUUCUUUUUCUUUUUUUUUUUUUGCCCUUUUUCUUUUUAGUGGGGUGGGGGUAAGUUUUUCUCUAUCCUUUAAAUAUUCAAGUGGUGGUGCUUGUGUAAUUAUAUAUCUUCCAUUAUCUUUUUUUUUGUUUUUUUGGUGGAACCACAUCUAUUCAAACUCUACCAUGCGGUGAAACCGUUCUUUCUUAUUGGGAACACGGAAGACGAGGAGGGAGGGAGGGAGAAAGCGGUUUCUUUUUCUUCCUCGUUCUCAUGAGAAGGAGAGGACAAUUACGUGAAAGAUUCCAUGGCAUGGGGAACUCUGCUGCUAUUUCUUUAACCAUCAUUUUUGGGCAUUUACGUGCCAUGCUGCAGGAGCUCUGCCGCAGUCCUAUGUAUCUUUAGCUCUUUUCUUUCCCGUCUUUGUUAGCGUGUGUGGGUGGGUCGUCAGGAACCUGAGCUUAUGGUAAAGAGAAAGUAGCUAGCCAAGACCAGAAAAGGAAACCUGAAAAGCUUUGACAACAGUGAGAACUGAGAGAGCAUAAGCCAGCUCCUAUCUCUCGCUCUCUCGCCGCCUCCCAUCUCCCCUGCUUUCUACCUUUUCUUGUUUCAAAAAUGUUGAGCUGGCACGGGAACUCUAUGUCUACUCUUUCAUUUGAAUCUCUCUCUCUUUCUCUCUA